Sorex fumeus (smoky shrew) is the source of this 933-nucleotide messenger RNA. It is a transcript of the gene MTIF3, whose product is annotated as mitochondrial translational initiation factor 3. Gene Ontology annotation, biological process: ribosome disassembly; mitochondrial translational initiation. Gene Ontology annotation, molecular function: translation initiation factor activity; ribosome binding. The coding region runs from base 75 to 899 and encodes 274 amino acids. Gene Ontology annotation, cellular component: mitochondrion. NCBI's taxonomy places the organism in Eukaryota, Metazoa, Chordata, Mammalia, Eulipotyphla, Soricidae. The transcript is spliced from 4 exons. The record is from RefSeq and is a predicted model, not a curated record.
GUCCCUCCGGCGCGUGGUCUGAGGGAGAUGACUGGAAAAGCGACGGCCCUGCACUAGGUCGCCUCCCUACAAGGAUGGCUUGUCUUUUUCUAAAAAGACUAGCACUACAAACUGCGAAGACUGAAGGUACUUGCAUUAGAUGUUUUGGUAAAUAUCUCAUCCAAAAUACUGCACUCACACAGUUGUCCCUUGUUGCUUCCACCCCGAGACUGUGCUCUUUAAUCCAUGCCAAAACUUUCAGUACUGUGGAAGAUCCCGAGAGGGAAAGAACCAAGGAAAAAGCCUUUGGUAGCAUUGGCAGAAAAAUUCAUGAACGAAUUAUUCAUGUCAUCGAUGAGAAGGGCAAUGAUUUGGGGAACAUGCACCGAGCAGAUGUGAUUCGACUCUUAAAUGAACGAGACCUGAAGCUGGUAAAGAGGAACAUGGGCACGCAGCCUCCAGAGUACCAGCUCAUGACUGGAAUUCAGAUCCAAGAAGAACGACUGCGACUGCGAGAGAUGGAAAAGGCGAAACCAAAAACUGGAGCUACACUAACAAAAGAACUGACUUUCUCUUCAAAUAUUGGACAACAUGAUUUGGAUACAAAGACUAAACAGAUUCAGCAGUGGAUAGAGAAAAAAUACAAAGUUCAAAUUACUAUAAAGAAAGCAAAGAAGGCAGAAGAGCCAGAAAAUAAAAUGGAGGAGACCUGUAAUCAGCUCCUCCAGGCUCUGCCUGGCAUAGCUACCUUCGCAUCCCGGCCCCAGCCUGUCAAAGGAGGAAGUGCAGUCAUGUGUGUUCUCCGUCCACUGAGUAAGAAGGAGGAGAAGGCCUACAGAGACACGCAAGGCAUCCAGACUGAAGACCCUUUAAACAAGGACCAUGGAAAGGAUCACAAAGCAGAUGUUCUACAUCAGUGAUUUUAAUAUUAAAGACAAAUGUGUUCAGAGAAAA